GUUGGAAGCUAUUAUGAAGAAUGGAAGUACUGCUGGGGGAGGCGCUUACUGCCGAAAACCAGCCAGUAGCAAUGAUCAAAGUAAGCCAAAUAGCACAAAGGAGAGCAAUGCAUCUGCUGCAGGUGAAAGUGGAAAAGGCUACACCAAAGACCAAAUGGAAGGAGUAUUCAGUAUGAAGAAAUGUAAAAAUUAUUAUGAAGUCCUUGGGGUGUCAAAGGAUGCAGGUGAAGAAGACCUAAAGAAGGCUUAUAGAAAACUUGCUUUGAAAUUCCACCCAGACAAAAACCAUGCACCUGGAGCAACAGAGGCUUUUAAAAAAAUCGGAAAUGCAUAUGCUGUGCUGAGUAAUCCAGAAAAACGAAAGCAGUAUGACGUCACAGGCAGUGAAGAGCAAACGUGCAAUCAUCCUAGCAACGGUAGAUUCAACUUCCAUAGAGGUUGUGAGGCAGAUAUUACUCCAGAGGAUCUAUUCAACAUGUUUUUUGGAGGGGCCUUUCCAACAGGUAGCGCACAUUCAUUUUCUAAUGGUCGUGCUGGCUACAGCCAUCCUAAUCAGCACCGUCAGAGUGGACACGAGCGGGAGGAAGAGAGGGGUGAUGGAGGUUUCUCUAUGUUCAUUCAGCUGAUGCCUAUUAUCGUGUUGAUCCUUGUCUCCUUGUUGAGCCAGUUGAUGGUAUCUAACCCUCCUUACGCCUUAUACCCAAGAUCAAGUACAGGGCAGACCAUAAAAAUGCAGACAGAAAACUUGCAUGUCAUUUAUUAUGUCAACAAGGACUUUAGAAAUGAAUACAAAGGAGUGUCAUUACAGAAAGUGGAAAAGAGUGUGGAAGAGGAUUAUGUGUCCAACAUUCGUAAUAACUGUUGGAAGGAGAGGCAACAAAGUAAAAACAGACUUAAUUUAUGCAGCAAAAGUAUAUCGAGACGACCGUCUCCAAAAGAAAGCAGACUCCAUGUCCAUGGACAACUGCAAAGAACUAGAACGGCUGACCAGCCUCUAUCGAGGAGGAUGAACUACAAUUAUACGCGUACAUCUUUACGUAUGCCGUUGUCUCUUGUAAAUUAAGAAGAGAUUUAGUUUCACCAUGAAUGCUGGAAAAGAGGGGUGGAUGUAAAACUCUACUGUGUAGCUGUUUCCAGAAACCUUACACUGAAAUAUCAUUUAAUGGCUUCUUUACCUACUGUGAAAUAUAGGUAACUUUAAUUGUCUAGAUUUUCCUUCCAAGCUUCUGUGAAUUCUUUCAGCAGAGAGAAUAGCUCAGAAAGGAUGCUAUACUUGUAGAGACUUAGUCAUAGUGGUUCUCCUCUAACAUAUUUGCCAUGUAAAUAUCUGUGGAAAGAACACUUUGUGUAUAUACGAGUUAAAUGACUUUCUAUUUAAAAUCUCAGAAAUUUAGUCCCAUACAACAUUUUGUCUCACUGAUGGAAUAAAUAGUAUGAUUACAUCACUCCUAUUCAGAUGUCAAGUGUGUGGAGUUGAAACAAGAAUUUUUAAUAUUUUAUCUCUAACUCUAUGUAAAAUCUUCUAGGUUUACCAGCUUAGAGGAACUUGGUAUUUUUAAAUAUAAUGGCAUAUAUUCCUAAAUAUCUGUUGGGGUAUAUUGAUCUGGUGUAGAGUAGCCAUUAGCUGUUGUAGUUUUUUAAGGUUUCUAAGCAAUGCUGAGAAAACUAAGAACUACACUAAUCUCUCUUCACAGUAAAUAUUUGCAAAUCCUGUACAGACCAUUAUAAGCAUUGCUUUUAGUCCUUGCAACAGUUUACAGCAGCUCUACCGUUUGGUAUUCCAGUAGUAGUAAGUCCGUAUGUAUGGUUAACAUGCAUCCAUAGCUUCCUUAAUUUUCACUGGAAAGGUAGAGGAAAACACGCAAUAGUAAAAUCUUAAAGCUCAAAAAAGGAAAGAAAAAAGGCAACCUAUUUUUUUUUUCCUGGGAGGCUUCCAUUUUCUUACUAUUUUUUUAAUUUCAAGCUAGGUCCCAACACUGAUUCCUCAAUAGGCACCAAGAGUGGAACAGGGAAGUAUUGCUAAGGACAAGCUAUGUGCCUUUCAACGCUUUUGCCAGCUAUUUAAAUGCUUUGCUAGUUUGCAGUACGCUCCUAUGGUCAGAGCUGUAUCCCUUGUCCCGGGGCGGAAGAGGAAGGGCGUGCGUUUCUCUGGACCAGAACGUUGCUGGACUGACUUCCUCGAAAUGAGCAGACGUACUGUUGGGCUCCUACGUACAAGAUCAUGUAACUCAGUGGCCUGUACCUGGAAACUGUAUGUAGCCACACCUGCUGAUGCAGAGAGGCGUUUUGAAGCAGCUAAGUGCAAUGUACUUGAAGUUUAUCGAGAGUGGGUUGAAAAUGUUUUUAGGUUCAGUAGCUGAUGUUUUUACAUUUUAACAGUGCUAUGCAGGAGAAUGUUUCUUGCAUGUGAGAAUGCCAGGUGGCUCAUAAUGAGGGCAGUAUUUUUUGUUUGAGAAAACUGCUAUCUUUGAACAACGCUAUUGGUUUAUGUGGAGCCAAAUUCUCCUCCUAAACUCAAAGUUUAAAUACUUGACUGACUUCAUUGGAAUUCCUUCUGAUCUAGAGCAGGAUUUGACUUUAGAAAUACGCUAAAUGCUAUUGCUCUAAGUGACCCAGAAAUCAUUUUGCAUAUAUACCUUUUCUAAACUGUCCCACUGGAAAUGUCCUCUACUGAAUUGGUGUAACAUGAGAGAGCGUAGCUGCAGGCUUCUAACUGACCGGCUAAACCAGCAUUCAAGGUGGACAUCAAAGCCUGAGGCACAAAGCAGAACUAAAAGCUGCUGAAACAAAAAAGAAAAGGGGUUGCUGUACUGGAUGUCCUUACUAGUAUUAUAGGAAAAGUGUGCGGAAGUAAUGGGAAAGGCACCCAAACAUUUGCAAUAGAAAUUUAUGGAGAAAACGUGAUUCCCUGGAUUUUGUAACUGUCCAGAAUGUAUUGUAAUUAUACUAAUGAAAACAAACUAUCAACGUACAUAUUGGUACUCCUGUGUCUUCUUAAUAGAAGAAAAUCGUUCCAAAGGCUUUAACAAGUACUCGGGCCUUCCCAUUCACAAAUGAGUCCGAGCUUGCAGGUGAUCUUUUAGUUAAGAGGAAAAAGGAUAUAGAACGCAUUUCUCGAGUACGAGAACAGUGAAGUCAGAGUGAAGAGAUGGUCUUAGCAAAGCUGCUUGUAAUAAUCGGGUGGGUUAUGUCUGCCCUGCAGUUACUUCUGCUGCAGCUGAGAAGCAGGUAAACGGACGGAUGUGGAGCUGUGUUAGGUUGGUUAGAUUGCGAUCAGUAUCUCAGCAAACUGGAGUAAGGCAGUGGCUGUGUCCUGUGGCAACGCAGGUGUCCCAGCGGUUUAAGUGAGACCUAGGCUGCUACAUUUCGUUGGAUUACCUAUUGCGAUGGCCGUUGUCAAAGGAGGAAACGAUUCAUGUGUUUAUACCGGUGGAAAGAUGCUGCUUAGCGUUUAACAGAUUAAAUAGUUGCACACUUUGAAAUAUGCAGUAGAAUGCAGAAGGAUGCUAUUAUUUCCUGUAGCGUAAAGAUUAACCCGCUUCGAAUAUGGCCUGCAAACAUUCUUUUCAUAUUCCAAGUGGGUGUUUCUCUCCUCGUGGUUGUUACUUUUUUCUCAAGUCUGAAGGUUUUUUCUUCAGAAAUACUAUUAUCUUCCCUGGUUUUGUUGAAGGAAUCUGCUGGAAAGUUCAGAACGAAUUUUCUUAUGAGCAAGAUGCUAAUUGAAGAGGGCGGAGUACUUGAACCUUUUCAGACGACCUUUCUUCAGAAGGUGAAGUUCUCGUUAAAAUAAGAUAUUGGAAAGAAAAGGGAAAAACAAAACUGGUUUUGAACAGCCCGACUGAAAAUCCCUCAACUUUUGUAGCUACCUAGAAUUAACCCCUUACUCUUUUUAGUUAGUCAUUACCUGCACUUAAUCUAGAAUUAAAGAUAGCACAAGCGUGGGUUCUUGAUUUCUCCUUUAAAAGAGCAAGCAGGGAAGUCCUGCGAAAAGUGAAAAAUCUUGGCAUGACACUUUGACAUAGCAUAAUGAAAAAGGGAGAUGAUUGGCAUCCGCUGAAAUACAACAUCAGUUUGUGUUCUAUUUAUGGAGCAUCCCGAGUCACAAGCAAGUUCGGUGUUCGCAUCUGAUGAACGUUUCCCUACACGUUCUCUAACUGUUUAGGUAAAACAAGAUUAAAUUUGAAUUUUUGACUUUUUUUAAACAGUCUUGAUUCUUUCACAAGUUUCCAAGAAAAGGCAGAACGUUAUAGUCGCUAAAAUGUAACAGAUGCAUUUAAAUAGGCAGCGGAGACAACUUUAAGUUAUAUGCAUUUUUAAUAUAACUUUGUAACGAAUGCUGUAAAAGGAUUAAAACGGGAGGGCAAGAAU
Molecule: messenger RNA, 4368 nt
Organism: Aptenodytes forsteri (emperor penguin)
Lineage: Eukaryota; Metazoa; Chordata; Aves; Sphenisciformes; Spheniscidae
Gene: DNAJB14
Product: DnaJ heat shock protein family (Hsp40) member B14
Exons: 7
Coding region: 14-1063 (349 amino acids)
Biological process (GO): cellular response to misfolded protein
Cellular component (GO): endoplasmic reticulum membrane
Molecular function (GO): Hsp70 protein binding
Source: RefSeq, a predicted model, not a curated record